Molecule: messenger RNA, 291 nt
Organism: Dacryopinax primogenitus
Lineage: Eukaryota; Fungi; Basidiomycota; Dacrymycetes; Dacrymycetales; Dacrymycetaceae
Product: ribosomal protein S7
Exons: 1
Biological process (GO): translation
Source: RefSeq, a predicted model, not a curated record
AUCGCUUCGAAGACAGAUCCAGUACUUGGACUUCUCACUAACCUCGUCAUGAGACACGGCCUGCUUCAUCGCGCUCGCAAAACCGUCGCCGAAUGCCUACUCUAUAUCCAAAGUCAGACCCAUUCCGAUCCGUUGCCUUUUGUGAAAGAGGCAAUCCGCAGAGCUUCUCCGAGCGUCCGGGUGGUCUCGCACAAGAGAGGCGCAAAAAUCAUCAGGGUGCCUCUCCCUCUUUCGGAACGACAACGUACCCGGACCGGCAUAAUGUGGAUUUUGGAAGCGGCCGAGAAGAGA